AUGGAAAGGUUUCGUGGUCUUCGCAUUGACACGGCUCCAACUCCCGAGCAGCCACAGCCACAGCCGCAGCAACAGCAUAGCUUUGUCAGACCAGUUUAUGCGACCUCAGGUUACACUGGUGCAUCGGGUUACCCUAUUCCGUCUGCAGGAAACUCCUCGUCUGGUUACCCCAGUACGUCCGUUUCUCAGGGAACCAGUUAUGGUGCUCCGAAUAACGGUGGUUACACGGCCGGUUACCGUGGCCCGUACGGCACGUCGGCUGUCCCGGGCACAGCCGGUUACAUCUCCCCGUACGGUUACAACUCCGGUUCAUCUGCCUCCAACGCGUCUUACGGACCCCCGUACCGUGGACCACCCCCAGGGGCGGCGCCCGCCUAUAUUUCCGCCGCUCCCGCAGCUGCACCGCCUUCCGCUUUUGUUUCCGCCACUGGCGCAACCCGGGGGGUGGGAGGCGGAGCAGCCGUCCCCGCGAGCGCAGCAGGCGGAUUUGUGGGCGCAGGAAGAAGCGGAACCAACCCCGCAUGGACGGGCACGUCCGCCGCCUCUGCCGCCGCCGCCGCUAUUCUGGCGGAAGCGGAUAGAGACGAGGACCCGGGGGGGAGACGGAGCUACAGCCACAGCUACAACCAAGGCUACGGCCACGCUAGCGCGCAGAGCGCCAGUCAGGCGCACGCGCCGGGGGGAAACAGUCACGCGGCUUCCCGCGUGUCGUCUGCGCGCUCCUCUAUAAGCAGCUCCAGUAACCGCAGCUCGCCGCGGUCCGACGCGACGGAUAGAAGCGCGCGCAGGGCGCGGCGGAAAGCGUUUACCGCCAGCGGAGCCGGCGCGGGGAACUCCGCCGUUUCCGCGUCCCUGUCCGCGGGCGCGGCGGACAGCGGGGGGAGCUCGGAGGGGAAGCGGCGGGAGCGGUCCGCCCGCGCGCGGUUACCGCGGAAUGGGUCUGUGGGGAGCCUGGUUGGGGAGUCGUCUGGGGGGAAUGGGUCCGGGGCGGUGGCGGGGGGGAGGGGGUCCGCGGAAGAGGACGGGGGAGCGCAGUCGCGGGAGCGGGGGCAGCUGGCGCAUGGGCAGGCGCGCCCAACCUACCAGACGGUCCUGCUGUCCCACGGGCUGACCACGGAAAGCCUCAAGGCGCAGAGGCGGGAGGUGCUGCAGCUGUUCGCAGUGCUGCUCACGGCACAGGACGGGCUGUGGAAGCUCAAGAAGGGGCAGCUUUUAGACCUUAUCUGCCACUCAGACGCCUGGAAGAAGGCACAACAAGCACAAGCAGCACAGCAGGCACAACAGGCUCAACAAACACACCAGGUUCAAAUACGGGCAGUUGCGGGUGGGGAUGAGCGGAGUGCGGUGGGAGAAAGGGUGGUUGAGGCGACGGGCGGUGCUGCUAGGGAUGUGAUGGCUGGUGGGAUAGCGGCCAGGGGUGUGGCAGCAGAUGCAACCAUUCCUGCAGCUCCCACUUCCAGGCCUCCCUCCUCGUCCACACACACCCAAACCUCCACUCCAGCACAGGGGUCUGGGUACGGAGGGUAUGGAGGGCAGGGAGGGCAGGGAGGGCAGCAGGGAGGGCAGCAGCAGGGGGGCCAGGGAGGCACCCUAUGGGCUGGUAGGGCUGCUCCUCCUACUGUGGCGGCUGGAGCAGCAGAGAGAGGGUUGCUGAUGGGUCGAAUGCCCGGGCUAGGAGAAAGAACGAUGAGCUUAGGGGGACGGACUCUGAGUUUGGGAGGUAGGAAUCAGAGCCUGGGGGGUGUCGUGAGGGGGGCGUCUCUGGUGAAGGUUGUACCUGUGAGGAUGGAGGAAGAGGAUGAGGAUGAGGAGGAGGAUUUGUAUGGAGAGGGGUAUGGGGAGGAGGAAGAGGAGGAGGAUUUGUACGGGGAGGAGAGUGGGGGUGUGGUGGGAGGGGGAGUGAGGGAGGAGGAAGAGGAGAGGAGUGUGGAGGGGAGGGAGGCGAAUGGGGUGAGUGAAGGGGAGGAGGGGGAGAGUGGGGAGGAGAGUGAGGGAGAUGGAGAGAGCAGGGGUGGUGGGGGGAAAGAGGAGGAGGACGAGGGGGGAGGAAUGGGGGUGCUUAGACUGCCGAGUAUACGGGUGGGGGAUAUGCGGAGAGUAAUGCAGGAGAAAAGGGAACAGCAGGAGUGGGAGGUGCAGCAACAACAGGAGCGGCAACAGCAGCAGCAACAGCAGCAGCAGCAGCAGCAGGAAGGGGAAGGGGAAGGAGAAGGAAUCUUGAGUGCUACGGCCGCUCUUCUCCCUGCUGUCCCUGCUACGUCCGCCCCUGCUGCUUUCCCCCCUGUUACAUCCGCCCCUGCUGCUGUCCCCCCUGCUACAUCCGCCCCUCCUGCUGUCCCCCCUGCUACAUCCGCCCCUCCUGCUGUCCCCCCUGCUACAUCCGCCCCUCCUGCUGUCCCCCCUGCUGAUACAUUCGCUCCCACUUCUCCUGCCCUAAUCCCUCCUGCUGCUGCUACAGCCGCCCCUGCCCUCAUCCCUGCUCCUGCCGCUACAGCCGCUUUCACCGCCUCGCUGGCAAGCGGCGCUGCUGCCACGUCUGUAGCGGCAGCCAAGGCUGCUCAAGCACUAGCAGCCUACAAACGCUCCUCCACCCCCCCUAGGAGCCCUGUAGAUCACGAUACGUGGGAUUCGGGGGAGGAGGAGGAGGGGGAGGGGAGCGGGGGAUGGGGGGGAGCGAUUGGGAGGAAAGGCAAGGCUGCGAGCUAUGGGGGAGUGACUGGUUCGGAGCGAGGGGGAGGGUCAGGGGAAGGUGGGAGAGUGAUUGGGGGAACGUUAGGUGGGGUGGUUGGGGAGAUGGCAGGAAGGGGACUAGGAGGAGAGUCGGUGAUAAAUGCAGGAGGGGAAGGGAGAGGAGUGAGGGGAGGAGAAGGAGCAGAAGGAGCAGGAGGAGACAUGAAUGUUCCAGGGGCUAGUGUGGCUGGUGGCAGUGCGGUUGGUGGCGGUGUGAUGGAUAGCAGUGCGGUUGGUGCCGGUGUGGCUGGUGGCAGUGUGUGGCAGGGUAGGGAGUGGUUGGGAGGGGUGGAGGUGUUUGGGAGUGCCAUUGACAACAUGUGGAGCCCGCUUCCUGUGUUCAUGGGGGGCAAUGCAGUCGCAGCAGCAAUAGCCGCAUUCUCAAACCCAUCUGCCCUUGCUAUUUAUCCGGUCACCCCUUCAACUAGUGUAAUUAGCGGAAUUACCCCAUCCAGUGGUGUGCCGAAUAGGGUUACCAUACCGGUUACCCCGUCGAGUGUUGUUUCUGGUUACACCCCCGUCGCUCCUCUCCGCACCCCUCCUUCCUUCCUCGCUCGCCAAAACUCCGCCCCUCCUGCUACACCCAUGGGAAAGCCUGGGGGUUUUGCCACUGCUUGGGGUACUGAUGCUGGUGCUGCCGGUGCUGCCGGUGCUGCUGGUGCUGCUGGUGCUACUGCAGCUACUGCUGGCAACACGAACGCUGCUGCUGCCGUUGCUACAGCUGCCACAGCCGCUACAGCCGGCGCUACAGCCGCUCGCUCGUUUUUUGCCACGGAGCUGCGGUGCUCCCUGUGCGGCCACGUGGACCUCUGCCAGCUGGACGCCAGCCUGGCGCGUGACGUGGCGGAGCUGCACGCGUUCCUACGAAGGCAGAAGCAGAUGGAGGAAAGGCAGGGGCAGAAAAGGCAGGUGCAGCAGCAGGGGGGGGAGAAGCUAAGGGAGACGCAGCAGGUGGGGCAGAAGAAUGGGAAGCAGGAGGGGUGCUUGGUUUUGCAGGCGCUGCAGCGAGGGGUGUGGAGGAAUAGAGGACUCACUCAGGAUGUGCUACAGCAGCUGGGAGUGGGCAUGCUGCAGAUCCUCGCUUCCAUUCUUAAGCCGCUCCCGGGAGUGGCGUGGCUGUCAAAAUACGAGCUGGUGGCAACCGUGGUUGCAAAGAGGGAGAAGAGUGAAUUGUGCUUGCUAUUACGGACCUCUUUCUUUUUCCUUCUUCCCUUCCUCUUGCCUUGCUUUCAGAUUCUCGCAUCUAUCCUCAAGCCGCUCCCGGGAGUGGCGUGGCUGUCAAAAGAUGAACUGGUGGGAAUUGUGGUUGCUGAGAGGGAGAGGAGGGAGGCGGAGGGGAAGGAGAGGGUGGAAGAAGAGGAGAGGAGCAGGAGGGAGGGGGAGGAGAGAGGCAGGAGGGAAGAGGAGGAGAGGGAGAGUUGGGAAGAGGAGAAGGAGAGGAAAGAGAAGGAGGAGAGGGAGAGGAGGGAAAAGGAGGAGAGGGAGAGGAGGGAAAAGGAGGAGAGGGAGAGGAGGAAAGCGGAGGAGAGGGAUGGGGAGGAGAGGAGGAGGUGGGAAGAGGAGGAGAGGGAGAGGAGGGAAGCGGAGGAGAGGGAGAGGAGGGAAGUGGAGGAGAGGGAGAAGGGGGAAAAGGAGGAGAGGAACAAGAGGGAAGAGGAGGAGAGGGAGGGGGAGGAGAGGAGGAGGAGGGAAGAGGAGGAGAGGAACAGGAGGGAAGAGGAGAGGGAGAGGAGGGAUGUGGAGGAGAGGGAGAGGAGGGAAGAGGAGGAGAGGAACAGGAGGGAAGAGGAGGAGAGGAACAGGAGGGAAGAGGAGGAGAGGAACAGGAGGGAAGAGGAGGAGAGGAACAGGAGGGAAGAGGAGGAGAGGAACAGGAGGGAAGAGGAGGAGAGGAACAGGAGGGAAGAGGAGGAGAGGAACAGGAGGGAAGAGGAGGAGAGGAACAGGAGGGAAGAGGAGGAGAGGAACAGGAGGGAAGAGGAGGAGAGGAACAGGAGGGAAGAGGAGGAGAGGAACAGGAGGGAAGAGGAGGAGAGGAACAGGAGGGAAGAGGAGGAGAGGAACAGGAGGGAAGAGGAGGAGAGGAACAGGAGGGAAGAGGAGGAGAGGAACAGGAGGGAAGAGGAGGAGAGGAACAGGAGGGAAGAGGAGGAGAGGAACAGGAGGGAAGAGGAGGAGAGGAACAGGAAGGAAGAGAAGGAGAGGAACAGGAAGGAAGAGGAGGAGAGGAACAGGAGGGAAGAGGAGGAGACCACUGCAGCUGCUUCUGCUGCUCCUGCUGCUCCUCCUCCCACUGCUCCUGCUGCUCUCCCUUCCACUCCCGUUGCUCUCCUUCCUACUGCUCCUUCUGCUGCUCCUCCUGCUGCUCCCCCUGCCACUGCUCCUCUAGCUGCUACAGUGAUGCACCCUGCUACAGUGGCACAGUCUGCUACAGUGGCACAUCCUGCUACAGUGGCGCAUCCUGCUACAUUCCCACAUCCUGCAAUAGUCACAGCUCCUCACCCACCUGCAAUAACACCUGCUAUAGUCACAGCUCCUUACCCACCUUCACAAGCACCUGUUUUAGUCACAGCCCCACACGCAACCCCAAUAGCAUCUGUUAUAGUCACACCAUCACACCUACCUGCUAUAGUCACAGCUCCACACCCACCUGUUUCUGUUCUGAGGCCCAAUCCAGCAGGCAGCAUUCACGUCAACUCCCCAUUUCACCUCUCUUCUGCUGCUGCUUCUGGCAAUGCUGCUCUUGGUGCUGGUGCUGCUGGUACUGGUGCUGUUGCUACGGCCCGACUUGCCCCCAUCAAUGUUAACCCCACCCUGCCUGCACCCGAGCAGCUGAGCUCUUUUCAGGAAGCUUUUCAGAGCGGUGCAGGUGGUGUUGAGAGUGGUGUGAAUGGUAGCACUGAAAACGGCUCUUUAGGCCAAUUAGAGGCUCGGGCACUGGCAGCACUGGAAGACGAUCUUAGCUUCAAUGCCAAGGCUGCGGUUCAGGAGCAACGGGCUGCUGCGGAGGCUCGGGCAGUCCUUGCUGAAGCUGAGGAGCAGCUUCGGCGAGCACAGGCUGCAGUGAACCAAGCCAGGGCUGCUGCCUCUGAGGCAACCCACCGGGCCGAAGCUGCUGCAGCAGAGGCUCGGGAGGAGAUGGAUCAGCUGGCGGAGGCUCGGGAGCAGGUUCGGAGGAAGGCUGAGGAGUGUCGGCACGCUUGGGACCGCCACAUCAGCAUCGUGCGCCAGCUGGCGGCUGUAUCUCCUGGCGCGUGUGGCAGGAAAUCUUAUUCCAGAAGGCGUAAGGAGGAGUUUGAAGCGGCAGCAAGGAGUUAUGAGGAGUACUUGACGCUGUGGGAAGAGCUGGAGUGCAUGGGACGAGGGAGCCUGCCGGAAACGCCACAGGCACAGUAA
This is a messenger RNA of Closterium sp. NIES-65, 6126 nucleotides long. Lineage: Eukaryota; Viridiplantae; Streptophyta; Zygnematophyceae; Desmidiales; Closteriaceae. The record is from the annotation of a GenBank genome assembly.